Messenger RNA from Thamnophis elegans (Western terrestrial garter snake), 829 nucleotides. Its product is annotated as galectin-1-like. The record is from RefSeq and is a predicted model, not a curated record. Gene Ontology annotation, molecular function: carbohydrate binding; laminin binding. The coding region runs from base 359 to 763 and encodes 134 amino acids. NCBI's taxonomy places the organism in Eukaryota, Metazoa, Chordata, Lepidosauria, Squamata, Natricidae. The transcript is spliced from 4 exons.
ACUUUCAAAAAGAUAGAUUUCUGCCCAAGCAAGCCGCGAAUAGAUCGUGGAGAUUCCAAACACUUUUUAUUAUUAUUUCUAUUUUUUUAAAUGUCAAUUUUAACGCACUCUUAUGCAUCCGCCCUCUCGUGGCUCCGUUGAGGAACGCUCAUAAUCCCACCUGGAAAAAUCCGUAGAUCCGUUUUCCCAUCUUGUUAAUUGGUGCUCGGCGUUUCACUCCUGAUUGGCUGGUAGUAAAAAAAAGCACCUGCAGCUGAAAGCUAUUUCAAGGUUGCGGGGAAAGAGCCUGGGACAAUUAAGGGUGUUUGAUUUGGUUUGCAGGGCGUGCAGCGACUUCUCCGAGAAAUCGAAACAAACGAUGGCAGUGCAACUGGUCGCUCAAGCGAAAAUCAAGCCUGGGGGUUGCAUCAAAGUGAAAGGCAGGAUAGAAGUAAAUGCUGAAAGUUUUGCCAUCAACCUGGGCCAGAGUGAAUCUGACCUGGCCCUUCACUUCAACCCUCGCUUUGACAGUAAGGGCGAUGUUAGGACCAUUAUUUGCAAUUCCAAAACGUGUGGAGAAUGGGGGAUGGAAGUCAGGCAGACAGCAUUCCCUUUCCAACAGGGAGAAGAAUUCAAGCUCUUUAUCUGCUUUGAUACCAAACAAAUCCUUGUGAAAAUGCACAAGGGGGAAGAAAUCAUGUUCCCAAAUAGACUGGAAACCGAUACAGUGGACUACUUCUCCAUUACUGGCGAUGUGAAAAUUAAAGCUGUCAGAUUUGAUUAAGCCCAUCCCUUGUUAUGAAGCCCAAAAUAAAACUUGCAUGAAUAAAGUGAGACUACCUUUGCCUGA